This is a messenger RNA of Microplitis demolitor, 617 nucleotides long. It is a transcript of the gene Ms, whose product is annotated as myosuppressin. The record is from RefSeq and is a predicted model, not a curated record. The coding region runs from base 182 to 463 and encodes 93 amino acids. Lineage: Eukaryota; Metazoa; Arthropoda; Insecta; Hymenoptera; Braconidae. The transcript has 3 exons.
CAGAAACACCGUAAAUUGUUCGUUUAAAUAUUUAUUGCAACUUAAGUAAAUAAAUAAAUAAAUAGUCCCGAGCAAUAUAAUUUAAUUGUUUAAAAAAAUAAAUUUGUUAUUUUUUUUAAACGGAAUUAUUGGUUUUCAUCAGUAACCACUUGUUGGAAAUUGUACUAGAGUUCAGAGAGCAAUGAAUCUCAUCACGUCAACAACUUUGAUCAUCUUGAGUAUACUCUCAGGAGAGAUUCUGGGCAUGCCUCCAGCCCAGUGCAAUCCGAGCUUUCUGGACGAGGUACCGCCGAAGAUUCGCAAGGUCUGCGUCGCGCUGUCCACCAUUUACGAACUUGGUGCGGCCAUGGAAAAUUACAUUGACGACAAAGCUCCAGUUUUACGUGAAAACGCACCGCUGAUAAACGGAGUCAAACGUCAAGACGUCGACCAUGUAUUUCUACGUUUUGGAAAACGACGCUAAGACUACUAACUAAAGGACUUGCAUUAGAUUUAACCGAACUUGUAAAGAAGAGUCUAAUCUAUAAAAAAAAUUUAUCAGCUGAAUAAUUAAUAAAAAAACUGGUGUUUUAUUUUUAUUUUAUCUGAGCUAACUAUCGUCAAAAAUCAAAAGUAAG